AGUGCUUAUACUGACCAUCAGUUCACUAUCUGGUCCACAUCUGGUCCACAUCUGAUCCACAUCAGUCCACAUCUGGCUCGCUAUCUGGCCCACACCAGUCACCAUGACAGCGAACAGAGAAUCAGCUCGCAGGUAAACAACAGACACAGCAAUGGAUCAGAGGAAUCUCCAGGAGGAGUUUGAGGCCCAGUUCAACGAUGUGGUUUCCAGACUUCAGUCCAAGCAGCUGUUCCAGUCUGACUGGGACAUCGCUUCUUUUGCAGUCUUCUUCAUUUUCAUCGGCAUGAUUCUGCUGCUGGUCCUCCUGGUUAUCAUCCGCUGCUGCUGCUGCUGCUGCUGUGACGAUCACAAGCCCAGAGGACGGAAGGUUGGCAUAGAGAACAUGGCUCUGGAUCCCUGACAGCUGAGCUGCACUCAUCAAGUAUUGUGAAGACGACUGAUGAAGACGUAGAGCCUUGUAGUUUGAAUCUUGUGCCAAAGCUCAAUCAGUUUUUAACAGAGUUUAAUGAAGUGUGAAUAAUUGUUCGCUAGCACGUCUUAACCCAGCAAUGAAAAUGUAACAUGCCUGAUCUUGUUGACUGUCACUGCUAUGUGGGGCUGAUUGCUAGGAUACAGCAGAGGGGCUGGAAACUUUCUGCUGUCAUCUGUGUCUCUGUAGAUUUGAAGACGACUUCCUCUGACUUUAUCUGUUGGAAGGAUGGUCACGUUUUAAUUUGAAGGUUUUAUUUAGCAAUAAAAAUGUAAAAGCUCUUUCA
Limanda limanda (common dab) is the source of this 755-nucleotide messenger RNA. It is a transcript of the gene smim22, whose product is annotated as small integral membrane protein 22. The transcript has 4 exons. Lineage: Eukaryota; Metazoa; Chordata; Actinopteri; Pleuronectiformes; Pleuronectidae. Bases 152 to 400 code for a protein of 82 amino acids. The record is from RefSeq and is a predicted model, not a curated record. Gene Ontology annotation, biological process: regulation of cell population proliferation.